Molecule: messenger RNA, 669 nt
Organism: Phyllotreta striolata
Lineage: Eukaryota; Metazoa; Arthropoda; Insecta; Coleoptera; Chrysomelidae
Source: the annotation of a GenBank genome assembly
GCGAAAUUAACAUCUGAUAUUACACCGUUUCCUCGAGAGGACACGGAUUUCCACUUAAGCGCACCGAAAACGGAUAAUCCUGUCGGUGUCUCGGACUGUUACGACGUUAGUUCGAAUGACCCCUCAGACGCCGACGGAAUGCAUAAGUUAAUCGCCUUUUGGGUGUUGUUUUUGACGAUAUGUGAUAUUAAUUCGAAGGAAAUUUCAAUAGAAAAAGAUUCAACUGCGCACGGCAAUGCUUUUAAUUAUAAAUACAUCCAACCGAUAGGACCGUACACAAGCGAUUUGUAUCCAGAAAAAACAAAACUCCACUACGAUUCCACCAAAGGAAUACAUUCACUAGAUAAUCCGCUGGUAAAUGCUUUCCUGCUCAGCUCCACCCUUAACCUAAAGCCACAUAGCUGGAUGGCGAAUCACCCGAGUCUACCUCCCGUCAAUCCAUUUCUGGCGUUACUUUUGUCCCAAUACGGCCGCUAUAUUCCCGGAUACGGUCCUGGAAGAGGCAUCUACGCCUAUCAAGCCGCAAACGAUUUCCACAACAACAAGCCCUUCGGUUCGUACAAAAUUUACGAAGACGAUGAAUAAAAUUAUCUAAAAUUUUCGUGUAAAUAAACCUAAUGUUUAUCCAGAUUCUUUAAUACCUGAAGUUAGAAUUUGACUGUAAAAUCA